GCCCGUGGAGGAGGAGGAGGGCCGCCAGUGUUGACAUGCUGCUGGAGGAGGUCCGUGCCGGCGACCGGCUAAGCGGGGCCGCGGCCCGGGGCGACGUGCAGGAGGUGCGCCGCCUUCUGCACCGCGAGCUGAUACACCCUGACGCCCUGAACCGCUUUGGCAAGACGGCGCUGCAGGUCAUGAUGUUUGGCAGCCCCACCAUCGCCCUGGAGCUGCUGAAGCAAGGUGCCAGCCCCAACGUCCAGGACAUCUCUGGCACCACACCGGCCCACGAUGCAGCUCGCACUGGAUUCCUGGACACUCUGAAAGUCUUGGUGGAACAUGGUGCCGAUGUCAACAUACCUGAUGGCACUGGGGCUCUUCCCAUCCAUCUGGCAGUGCGGGAGGGCCACACUGCGGUGGUCAGCUUCCUGGCUGCUGAGUCUGAUCUCCAACACCGGGACGCCAGGGGGCUCACGCCCCUGGAGCUGGCGCAGCAGAGAGGGAAUCGGGACCUCAUGGACAUACUGCAGGGGCACACAGUGGCCUCGCUGUGACCAGGAUCCAGCUGGGCGCAUCUCUGAGGGAGGGAAGACACUUUCUCCUCUCCUACUGCCCAGUGCUGAGGGGGAGGGGCGCCAGUUUGUGGCUUGUUGGUGUUGAUUUCUGGGGGUGUGUGUCUUCGGGGGGCGUUUCUCGUUUGUUUUUCUCACCCCUUUUGGUGUGUUGGAAAGAGAGGGGCUCCUGCAUGCAACAGCCACCUAAACGGUUCGGUUUCCUCCGCGGCCCAGGCUGCUGGGGCUGCAGACUAGGCCUGGGCAGAGUUAAAGCCCCAGCCCUGAAGCGAGGUCAUCGGGUCAUCACUCCGAAGUCUCCUGGUACCUGGCGACCUCGGCCAACUGCGCCCAGAGACCUGAAGGGUGCGCACUGCUUUGGGCAUGGGGUGGGGGCAGUGUUCCAAACCUAUAAAGGGGUGGCAUGAAUUCAUUUAUAUUUUGUUGAAAGCCUGUUUUCCAGUCUCUUGUACAGUGUUGGAAAAAAUAGAUUCUAUUUAUUAAGCAUUAUGGAAAAAAUUGUUGCGUGUGAUAAUUUAAUGUUUUUAUCCAUUAAAUUAAGACUUGAGUAUGACCACA
This is a messenger RNA of Trichechus manatus latirostris (Florida manatee), 1112 nucleotides long. It is a transcript of the gene CDKN2D, whose product is annotated as cyclin dependent kinase inhibitor 2D. The coding region runs from base 36 to 536 and encodes 166 amino acids. The transcript has 3 exons. Lineage: Eukaryota; Metazoa; Chordata; Mammalia; Sirenia; Trichechidae. Gene Ontology annotation, cellular component: nucleus. The record is from RefSeq and is a predicted model, not a curated record. Gene Ontology annotation, molecular function: protein binding.